AUGUGGGAAUCAUACGGCGUCCAGAGCAAGGAUUCUUCCCGAGACGCUCUAGAGAUAAAGUCCCACUUCUGUCAACCGGGGGUUUUCACGUCAUGUCACAUCAGUCCUACAGUAGGCUCUCCUCGUCCGUGCAAGCCCGUUCAGCAGGGUAGCCCGUUCCGAUACCCUCUCUACGACGCCGGCGCACCACUGGCGAGCCCUGAGGCCAACAUCAGCGCUCUGCCCAGUUCCGGUGGCGGACCGAGGGGGCAGCAGCACACUGUGGCGCUCGAUUCCCUGGUGGGGCCAGCCGAAACUUUGAGGGGCCCCGAAGCACGCGCGUUGAUGAUCGCCAGGCCACCACCCGACUACACUUCCGCGGGGAUGGUCAAGGAAUGUGCCGCCGGGCACGACUUCAAGCACUUCGCGGCGACCCCGCUACACGGAUCUCCGUACGACCUCAACGACCUGGCUCACAGGUUGAAGCACCACUCAAGCUCGCGAAGCGACUACGACUUGAUGAAUCUGCAAGGUCCGGAGAGGAUCGAACUCUGCUACAGGUUCUCAGGCUGUGGUAGCCACGUCCGCUGUAGCAUCAAUGAGAAGUCGAGAGACGGCCACCAGUCACCGGUGAAGUUCGAGCCGCCUCCUUCGCCUCCCGUGUCCCCGGCGUGCCCCAGCGCCCUGGCCGAACCUCUGACGCAGCCCCAGGCGCUGACGGCUGCCGUCGGACCAGUCAGCUUCGCCGAGGAGCACCACCACCAGGCGAUGAGUUGCUCGUCCGCUGGUCGGGGCUCGCUCCAGCUGUGGCAAUUUCUCGCGGCGCUACUAAGGAACCCGGGAAAUGCGCCGUGCAUCGCUUGGACUGGUCGGGGACUCGAGUUCAAGCUCACCGAUCCCGAGGAGGUCGCUCGCCGGUGGGGUGUCCAGAAGAACCGACCUGCCAUGAACUACGAUAAACUGAGUCGCUCGCUGAGGUACUACUACGAGAAGGGCAUCAUGCAAAAGGUGGCCGGUGAACGGUACGUGUACAAAUUUGUCUGCGACCCCGAGCUGGUGGGCAACUCGCCGCCAGAUCCCGUCGUCAAGGCGAGGUUCCACGACGGACCAGCUGACAAGGAGUCUACGGCGCCUCACCAUGCACAGCCGGUCCCGCAGAGCUGGCACGCAAGACCCGGCAUCACUGUGUCGCACGAGUGCGGACAGUUUCCCGUGUAUAGCGCCGACUACGCCGCCACGUCCAUAGCUCUCGAAGGCUGUUGA
This is a messenger RNA of Dermacentor andersoni, 1242 nucleotides long. RefSeq lists its product as uncharacterized. Lineage: Eukaryota; Metazoa; Arthropoda; Arachnida; Ixodida; Ixodidae. The record is from RefSeq and is a predicted model, not a curated record. Gene Ontology annotation, cellular component: nucleus. Gene Ontology annotation, molecular function: sequence-specific DNA binding; DNA-binding transcription factor activity, RNA polymerase II-specific. Gene Ontology annotation, biological process: regulation of transcription by RNA polymerase II; cell differentiation.